Molecule: messenger RNA, 744 nt
Organism: Elephantulus edwardii (Cape elephant shrew)
Lineage: Eukaryota; Metazoa; Chordata; Mammalia; Macroscelidea; Macroscelididae
Gene: ECSCR
Product: endothelial cell surface expressed chemotaxis and apoptosis regulator
Exons: 10
Coding region: 1-744 (247 amino acids)
Biological process (GO): positive regulation of endothelial cell apoptotic process; positive regulation of proteasomal protein catabolic process; negative regulation of angiogenesis
Cellular component (GO): plasma membrane; cytosol
Source: RefSeq, a predicted model, not a curated record
AUGGGGACUGUUGGAACAGCACAGCUGUGCUGGGCGAUCCUGGGCUUCCUUCUUCUCCAAGGCCACAACUUCCAGCCCACAACAACCCAGCCCACUAGCCCUCGGGGUAAGAUCAAAUACACAAGGCCUACUCCAGGAAACUUCAAUAGUCUAAGCCUGACCAUAGAGACAACUUCUCCCAACACAGAACCUCCAAAGAAGGCCUCAGAAACCCCCAUUACUACACAUCAAACCACCACUCUGAGGUCAAACAUCAUGGGUGGCCAAUCCUCACCCUCAGUGGGCCUACGCUGGUCCCAGCCACAGAAGCACACAUCAGGACUUGGUGAGUGCCCAAGUUCAGGGCAGGCAGUGGAGGUAAAGGACACCAGGUUCUAUCUGGGCAAGUCCCAAAAUAUCACUCCAGAAUCUACCACCAUGAGCCUGAAUUCAGGGGAACCCCUGACCAUCCUACCCAGCCCCACAUCAGAGUCGGUGCUCACCGUGGCUGCAUUUGGAGUCAUCAGCUUCAUUGUCAUUCUAGUGGUUGUGGUGAUCAUCCUUGUCAGUGUGGUCAGUCUAAGGUUUAAGUGCAGGAAAAACAAGGAGUCUGAAGAUCCUCAGAAACCAGGGAGUUCAGGGAUAUCUGAAAGUGGCUCCACAGCCAAUGGUGCAAAAGACAGCAUCACCCUCAUCUCCAUGAAGAAUAUCAACAUGAACAACAGCAAAGGAUGCUCCUCAGCAGAGAAGAUGUGGGAAAACUGA